UUUAUUGUAUUUUACAUGAAAAUCAAGAGAAGAAGGAAAGCUCGUGCGUGUCUGUGUAGAAGCUGAAAGUGUUUGAACCGCUUCUUCUUCGGAAGCUUCAAUGGCGGGAGGAUCAUCUCGCAGCAACGGUAAACGCCCCCUUCAGGAAGACGAUGACGAAUUGACUAAAAAUCCACCAGCGAAAAGGGUUAGGUUUCCAAAGGGUAAGAAAGGGAAACCAGUAGAUGUAAUAGUGGAGAAAGUAAUUGUUGAGGAGGAUGUGAAUGACUUAACAAACCCUGUUGUUGCUGCCAAAGAGCGUGUGAAACGCAGGAAUCAAAUUACUGCCGAGUUGUUGAGUGAGGAAAAUGGAGGUACCUCAAAUAACUUAUCGGCUGCUGAAGUGAAAUAUGAGGAUAAUGAGAAUUUUGUUGAUGAUGGGAUUCAAAUUGAGCCUUUCAACCUAAAUAAAGAAAGGGAAGAAGGUUAUUUCGAUGCAGCAGGAAAUUUUGUUGAAUAUGUAAGAGAUAAUGAGAUUAAGGAUGCAUGGCUUGAUAAUGUUGAUGUUGAUCCUAGAUAUGCUGGAUUAAGCUCGGUAGCAAUAAACGAUGAAGAGGAGGUCCAAGAACUUUCUUCUAAAGAUGUUGCAAUCAUGAAGAGGCGAAUUGCAAAUGUUCUUGAACCAGGGGAAACAGUAUUACAAUGUUUGAGAAGGUUAAAAGGCAACGGGGAUAGAAAGGCAAAAAUGUCUAGUGAGACUAAGGUUGUAUUUGACCAGCUAACCGAGGAUGCUAUGAAGCUGAUGGAGAAUGGUGAAUUCAACGUUUAUCAUGAAAAGAAAGAGGUUUUUGAGCGCGAAGCAGAAGGAUAUGAGAAGUUAGCAAGGGCAAGAGGAGAAGGCACAUCUCUGCACUCAAGCGAAGGGAGUUCUUUUUCGAAUGGGGCGGAAAACUUGCUUUCUGAUGGCCAGGAUUCAGGUGUGGCCUCUUCAAUAUUCCCGACCACAUCCACGACCACUUCAAAUCCACCUUUGGCUAGUGCAGAUGAUUUUGAUAUGUUUGCUGAUGAUGACGAGCUGGCUGCCACUAAGCCAUCUACAGAUGAAAAUAAUGCAGUUAGUGAACCGUCGUCAGAUGCCACCAUCAAUCCUGGUGGAGCUUUGCAAAGCGAUUAUGUGUUUGACGAAUCUUCUGGGUAUUAUUACAGCAACAGUUUGGGCUAUUACUAUGAUCCAAAUACAGGGCUUUAUUGCUCUGCAGCAUCAGGGAAAUGGUACUCAUUUAACGAGGAAACUGGCACCUACGACGAAAUUCAUGAGGUUGCACCCAAUUCAAGUUGAGGGGCUUGUUUCAGGGGAAUAUGCACAAUUUAUAGCCAUAUCAACAAUCAUUGUCUUCCGAUGGUUUAUGGACAGACAGAAGCAUUAUUGAUCGUUUUGCACAUACUUGUGGCCGUGUAGGUCCUUGCUGUAGCAUAUCCACAAUCAUAGGUCCUUGCUACUGCCAGCAGUUUUUCUUCUGCCUUUAUCUCUUUUAAGGUUGCUGAUGAUGUGUAGUAUUGUUAAAGAUCACCUAAUUUGAUCUCUUUAAGUUAGUAAUAAUAGAUGCUUACUCUUUUGACUUAUGAUUCCCAUAGCAUGUUUAUUUCUGCGUUGAAAUUGCAGUCGAAACCUUGUAACCGUCGAGGCUAAAAUUAUGGAGCUUCAUCCUGGACAUGCAUUGGAAACUGGAAACCAUGUGGCUGCAUAAACAAACGUAGCAGUAGUCAGUUUGCACUUCAAAAUUGCAAAACUAUUUUUGCUCGUACAAUUGGAUAAUUGUUUUGUUGGCUUCAAAAUUAGAAUCA
Molecule: messenger RNA, 1824 nt
Organism: Cicer arietinum (chickpea)
Lineage: Eukaryota; Viridiplantae; Streptophyta; Magnoliopsida; Fabales; Fabaceae
Cellular component (GO): U5 snRNP
Source: RefSeq, a predicted model, not a curated record